Owenia fusiformis is the source of this 1594-nucleotide messenger RNA. NCBI's taxonomy places the organism in Eukaryota, Metazoa, Annelida, Polychaeta, Sabellida, Oweniidae. The record is from the annotation of a GenBank genome assembly.
UCUCCUUGUGCGAGAUAAGGAACGAGACUUGAAAAACUUGAAAGAUUUCUUUUUUAAAAAUCACGUUUUGGCUUAUAUCUUCAUCAUAUUUCACAAUGCCAGACUACUUAGGCGAUGACCAGAGAAAGGUCAAAGAGGAAGACAAAAAAGACGAGCCGAUACAAGCACUUGAUGAGGCUGACAUCGCACUACUGAAGACAUAUGGUGCUGGGCAAUAUAGCAAGUCUAUCAAGUCAGUCGAGGAGGACAUACAGAGUAUAUUGAAGCGUGUCAAUGAACUAAGUGGAAUCAAGGAGUCUGAUACUGGAUUGGCCCCUCCUGCACUAUGGGAUCUGGCAGCUGACAAACAGACUCUACAGAGUGAACAACCUCUGCAGGUUGCCAGAUGUACCAAAAUUAUCAAUGCAGACUCUGAUGACCCCAAAUACAUGAUCAAUGUGAAACAGUUUGCCAAGUUUGUAGUAGACCUUGGUGACCAGGUGGCCCCUACAGACAUAGAGGAGGGCAUGAGGGUUGGAGUUGACCGUAACAAGUACCAGAUCCACAUCCCCCUGCCUCCCAAGAUAGACCCAACAGUGACCAUGAUGCAGGUUGAGGAGAAACCAGAUGUAACUUACAGUGAUGUGGGAGGAUGUAAGGAACAGAUAGAGAAACUCCGAGAAGUGGUUGAGACACCUCUACUACAUCCUGAAAGAUAUGUGAACCUAGGUAUUGACCCACCCAAGGGAGUGUUGCUAUUUGGGCCCCCAGGUACAGGCAAGACCUUGUGUGCCAGGGCAGUGGCCAACAGAACAGAUGCAUGCUUCAUUAGGGUCAUAGGAUCUGAGCUCGUACAGAAAUAUGUGGGAGAGGGGGCUAGGAUGGUUAGAGAACUAUUUGAGAUGGCACGUACAAAGAAAGCUUGCAUUAUAUUUUUUGAUGAGAUAGAUGCAGUUGGAGGUGCAAGGUUUGAUGAUGGUGCAGGAGGGGACAAUGAGGUACAGAGAACUAUGCUGGAGUUGAUCAACCAACUUGAUGGUUUUGACCCAAGGGGGAACAUUAAAGUACUCAUGGCCACAAACAGACCUGAUACACUAGAUCCAGCCUUGGUCAGACCAGGAAGACUCGAUAGAAAAAUAGAAUUUGGUCUCCCAGACUUAGAGGGCCGAUCUCAUAUAUUCAAAAUCCAUGCUAGGUCUAUGAGUGUGGAAAAAGACAUUCGAUAUGAACUCUUAGCCAGGUUAUGCCCCAACAGUACAGGAGCUGAGAUCCGUAGUGUAUGUACAGAGGCUGGAAUGUUUGCCAUCAGAGCCAGGAGGAAAAUGGCAACUGAAAAGGACUUUUUAGAAGCAGUUAACAAAGUCAUAAAGGCUUAUGCCAAGUUUAGUGCUACCCCACGAUACAUGACCUACAAUUAGUGACCCCUAUGGUAUUGGACUCAAAUAUGAAUCUGAAAGUUUUUCAAUGUCUGUCAUCCUCAUGUUUACAUAAACAGUAGAUGCAUAUAACAAUACAUGUAUAUUACAAUACAAGCAUAUAACAUGCAACAAGGCCAGUGAUAACAUGCAUAUACUGUAUUAUGUGCUGUUGUGAAUGAAAAAUAAAUAUUAUUAAU